GUGUGUGUGUGUGUUUUUUUUUAAAAAGAAGUGAAAUGCACAAGUUUGUGGACUUUUCUCAGAGACGUGAGAGGACGUUAGUGGACGUGGCCAAGUCCAUCAGCCACGACGUGAUCUCACGUCUUGUAGGUUACGUGUGUGAUUGCAGGAGGUGUGCAGAGUGCAAGGUUCUCUAACCGUUUGGACUUCUGUCUCGGAGGCACCGCACAUAUAUGAGAGAGUAGAUCACCGGGGAUCCACAGCUCGAGCUUCAAUCUGUACAGGAUCUGGUCGGUCUGCUGUGAGGUUUUAUACACUCCCGACAUGUCGUGUCUGUUUGUGGGGGGUCUGAAAAGGUGGGAUGUUUUGGGUGCCGCAUUCGGGGUCCGCUCUCUGGCCAGCAUCCCUUCUCUCCCCAAAGCCGUGGCGGAGUUCGUGUCGGACGCCGUGGCAGAAUGCAAACCCUCUCGAGUGCACUUGGUGACCGGCAUGGCCGAGGAGACGGCGGACAUUUUGGCUGGCUUGGAAAAAGAAGGAAUGGUGAAAAAAUUGCCCAAGUAUGAGAACUGCUGGCUGGCUCGUACAGACCCCAAAGAUGUGGCUCGCGUGGAGAGCAAGACGGUGAUCGUUACUAAGCACCAGAGAGACACAGUUCCCAUUCCCAGCAACGGCGUGAAGAGUCAGCUCGGCAGCUGGAUGAGCGAGAGCGACUUCCAGAAAGCCAGAGCAGAACGAUUCCCUGGCAGCAUGUCAGGUCGGACGAUGUACGUGAUCCCAUUCAGCAUGGGUCCGGUGAACUCCUCUCUAGCAAAAUUUGGCGUUCAGUUAACGGAUUCUCCGUAUGUGGUGGCCAGCAUGGGAAUAAUGACCCGCAUGGGCUCGCCGGUCCUGGAGAAACUGUCAGAGGGGGCGGAAUUUGUUCGCUGCCAGCACUCGUUAGGUCGACCUCUACCACUUAAAGCUCCGUUGAUAAAUCAGUGGCCUUGCAAUCCAGACAAGGUGCUGAUUUCACAUCUCCCAGAUAGCAGGCAGAUCCUAUCUUUCGGGAGUGGAUAUGGCGGGAAUUCCCUUCUGGGAAAGAAGUGUUUUGCACUUCGUAUUGCUUCUCGCAUUGCCAAAGAUGAAGGCUGGCUAGCUGAACACAUGCUGAUUCUAGGAAUCACAAAUCCUCAGGGUGUGAAGCGAUACAUUGCGGCAGCUUUCCCAAGCGCUUGCGGCAAAACCAACUUGGCUAUGAUGAAGCCGACACUUCCAGGUUGGAAGGUUGAGUGUGUAGGAGACGAUAUCGCCUGGAUGAAGUUCGACAGUCAGGGUAAACUCAGAGCCAUCAACCCAGAAAACGGUUUCUUUGGCGUGGCUCCUGGUACGUCUAUGAAAACCAAUCCUCAUGCCAUGGAAACUAUUUCGAAGAACACGAUAUUCACAAAUGUGGGUGAGACGAGUGACGGCGGUGUUUGGUGGGAGGGUCUUGACCUGCCGGCGCCUUCCAUCACUCUGAAUGACUGGCAUGGAAAUUUAUGGAAUCCUGGUGAUUCAAAACCCUGUGCGCACCCAAACUCGAGGUUCUGCACCCCUGCGUCCCAGUGUCCCAUCAUGGACCCCAUGUGGGAGAGUGACGAAGGAGUACCAAUAGAUGCCAUCAUCUUUGGUGGCCGGAGACCAGAAGGAGUGCCGCUUGUGUACGAAUCAUUCAACUGGCAACAUGGAGUGUUUGUUGGUGCUGCCAUGAGAUCAGAAUCUACAGCAGCUGCAGAACAUAAAGGUAAAGUGGUCAUGCACGAUCCUUUCGCUAUGCGUCCGUUUUUUGGCUACAACUUUGGUGACUACCUGAGCCACUGGCUGAGCAUGGAGACGAGGAAAGGACCCACGCAGCUCCCCAAGAUCUUCCACGUCAACUGGUUUCGGAAAGAUCCGCAGACCAAGUCCUUCCUGUGGCCUGGGUUCGGUGAGAACUCCCGAGUGCUCGAGUGGAUCUUCCGACGCUGCGGACGCACCAGCGAAGACGAGGCGGCCAGAAAAAGCAUCAUAGGAUGGUUACCUAAGGAGGGCGCCAUCAACACACAAGGCCUUGGCGAAAAAGUCAAUAUGGAGGCACUCUUUGACGUUCCUAAACCUUUCUGGCAAAAAGAAGCCCAAGAGAUAAAAGCCUACUUCACGCAGCAGGUGGGAGCUGACCUGCCCAAGCAGCUAGAGGCAGAGCUAAGGGCGCUCGAGGAGAGAGUCAGGGAUUGAAAGAUGAGGACUUGAUGUUUUAAAAUACACUACUUUAAUAUGUUUGCUGUAUCGUGCAAGGCAGUUUGAGCAUGAGUUGGGGAAGUAACUAAUCUUUUUACAAUCCUGCAAUAAUAAUAAUAAUAAUAAUAAUAAUAAUAAUAAUUAUUAUUAUUAUUAUUAUUAUAAUUAUAGUAAUAAUUAUAAUAAUGAAAUACACCAGCCACAUAAAGCUAAAACUUAUUCAAAGUUUUUCAUUGGCCUAUUGUCUUGAUGCAAUACAAAAAUCAUCACCUUGAGGUUUACUUGAGUUUGAUAUUCAGUGAUGGGCAUCUUAAAAGCCAUUGGACCAAAAAAACUGUUUAAGAGACUUAUGAAAAGGCUGUGAAUGCAUUUACUUGACCUGACUGAAUAAACCGCUGAAAAUCUC
Messenger RNA from Tachysurus vachellii, 2620 nucleotides. It is a transcript of the gene pck2, whose product is annotated as phosphoenolpyruvate carboxykinase 2 (mitochondrial). Gene Ontology annotation, molecular function: manganese ion binding; GTP binding; phosphoenolpyruvate carboxykinase (GTP) activity. The record is from RefSeq and is a predicted model, not a curated record. Gene Ontology annotation, cellular component: cytosol; mitochondrion. The transcript is spliced from 10 exons. Lineage: Eukaryota; Metazoa; Chordata; Actinopteri; Siluriformes; Bagridae. The coding region runs from base 304 to 2211 and encodes 635 amino acids. Gene Ontology annotation, biological process: cellular response to glucose stimulus; cellular response to insulin stimulus; cellular response to dexamethasone stimulus.